This is a messenger RNA of Mycena indigotica, 585 nucleotides long. Its product is annotated as putative isochorismatase family protein. Lineage: Eukaryota; Fungi; Basidiomycota; Agaricomycetes; Agaricales; Mycenaceae. The record is from RefSeq and is a predicted model, not a curated record. The transcript is spliced from 2 exons. Bases 1 to 585 code for a protein of 194 amino acids.
AUGACGCAGUCUGGCAAAUCGUACCGCGAAAUCGUGGGCCUUGCCCCAUCUACCGCGGCCUUGAACGACUCGGUGCUGAUCAUCAUCGAUGCGCAAAACGAGUAUGUCGUUGGCGAGCUCUUGAUCACCAAUCUCGCCACCUCCCGCCCCGCCAUUGCAGCGCUUGUCGAGCGCUACCGCGCGUCAGGCAACCCAGUGAUCCACAUCCUGCACAAAGUAGCGGAAGGCUACCCCGCGUUUACGCCUGGGACCACGCUCGCUGAGGAGUUUGACGAGCUACGCCCGGUCGCGGGGGAGGUUACGAUUGAGAAGAUCCACCCCGGGGCGUUCACUCAAACGACGCUGAAGCAAGAACUCGAUAAGCUGGGCAGGAACAAAAUCGUGUUGGUGGGGUACAUGGCGCACGCUUGCGUUAGUACGACUGCGCGUGAAGGCUCGCAAGAGGGCUACGACGUGUUUGUGGUGGAAGACGCAAUUGGGGCCAGAGAUAUUCCUGGUGCGACAGCCGAUGUUGUGGUCAAGGUUGUUUGCGCAGAAUUGGCAGAUGUUUUCGGAACGGUGAUAAAGAGUGGAGAUAUUAUUUGA